Molecule: messenger RNA, 2575 nt
Organism: Brassicogethes aeneus
Lineage: Eukaryota; Metazoa; Arthropoda; Insecta; Coleoptera; Nitidulidae
Source: the annotation of a GenBank genome assembly
GAGACAAGGUAUCUGCAGAUACACCAUGGUGUGUAACACACCAGAGACUUGUCUCUGUAACACACAGUUGGUAGACCUUUUGGUGUGUUCCUAAGAUCUGGUAGGUUAAGUUAGCUUGUAAUUUGCCGGAAACAUUGAAAAAAUAGUUAAAAAGCAUGGACGAGUGGGAUGAUUCGUUAAAUUACCAGCCGCAAUACGUUGCUCCAGCUUUUGCGCAAAAACCCGACACGAAUUCGCAAGCGUGGGAUAAUUGGAAUCAAAACACGGAAGACACAAAACAGCAGAGUGGAACCUGGAGGAAUGGAGAGGAAUCCAACGAAUGGAACGGCCAGGGGCAAAGUUUCCAGAACCGAGGCAGGGGAAAAAAUGACGGGGACAGAAGAAAUGGGGGUGACAAAAUGGAAAUUAUCAAAGUUCCUUCAAACUGUGUUGGCCGUGUCAUUGGCAGAGGGGGGUCAAAAAUCAGCGACUUGCAGUACAAUUCGGGGGCCAGGAUUCAAGUAACUAAAGAGACUGAUGGCAACAGUACCAUUAUUAAAAUUUUUGGUGAUCCAGGCAGUAUCAAUACUGCCAAAGAGUUAAUAAAUGACUUGACUGUGGACAAGAGGGAUACAUUCCAGGCUCCAAAGUCUACUAUGGGGACUUUUGAAGCCGAACCUAAGCCUAAAACGGCAACAGGGCAAGGUGGAGGGGGAGGAGGAAUCAAAGACUGGCAGGCAUGGUUGAAAGACUGCGAGUCGGAAGAGACCGCUAUGUGGGCCACAUACCCUCCAAUAAAAAAAGAGUUCUACGUCGAGCAUCCGGAAGUGACGCGGCUUACGCAGCAAGAAGUCGAGCAGUUCCGGCUCGAUAACAACAACAUCGUUGUUGAUCGCACGUUCAAAAAUACCGAAAGCAAACCUAUACCAAAACCGGUGCAAACGUUCGAGCAGGCAUUUCACAACUACCCGGAAAUUAUGGAGGAGAUCCGGAAGGCGGGUUUUGAAAAACCGUCCCCCAUACAGUGCCAGGCUUGGCCGGUUCUGCUUAGCGGGGAAGAUUUGAUAGGUAUUGCUCAGACUGGUACCGGUAAAACAUUGGCUUUUCUGUUGCCAGCUUUGAUACAUAUCGACGGGCAGGGUGUUUCCAGAAAAGAUAGAGGUGGCCCUGCGGUGCUAAUUAUGGCCCCUACUAGAGAACUGGCUUUGCAAAUCGACCGCGAAAUCAAAAAAUACAAGUACAAAGACAUCAAAUCAGUCUGUCUUUAUGGGGGUGGUUCUCGCAAAGACCAGGUUAGAGAAGUCACUGAUGGUAUUGAUAUUGUUAUCGCCACGCCUGGGAGGCUAAACGAUAUUGUGGCCUCAGGUCAAAUGGACGUGAAACCGGUAACUUAUGUCGUGUUGGACGAAGCAGAUCGCAUGCUGGACAUGGGAUUCGAACCGCAAAUCCGCAAAGUUAUGUACAUGAUUCGCCCGAAUCGACAUACAGUGAUGACCAGCGCCACCUGGCCGCAGGGCGUGCGAAGAUUGGCCGAUUCAUAUAUGAAAGACCCUGUGCAGGUCUACGUCGGCUCGCUGGAUCUGGCAGCCACGCACACCGUGAGGCAAACUAUUGCCUUGCUGAAGGACGAGGACGAUAAGAUGUCCACAUUUGUGGAAUUCGCUCAAAACAUGGGCCCGGACGAGAAAGUCAUCGUUUUUUGCGGCAAAAAAUCGCGCGCAGACGAACUCACGUCCGAAAUCAGCUUGAUGCGCAUCAAGUGUCAAAGUUUGCACGGCGACCGCGAUCAGAGCGACAGAGAGCAGGCAUUGAGAGACAUAACGAGCGGCGAAGUGCAAAUUUUGAUCGCCACCGAUGUCGCAUCCAGAGGCCUGGACAUCGAAGAUAUCACACAUGUUAUUAACUACGAUUUUCCGCGCAACAUUGAAGAGUACGUUCAUAGAGUGGGAAGAACCGGCAGGGCCGGUAGAACCGGCGAAAGUAUUAGUUAUUUCACCAGACAAGACUGGGGUAAAGCUCAGGAGUUAAUUAAGAUCCUUGAGGAGGCUGAACAAUAUGUACCUGAUGAGCUGCACGGUAUGGCUGAAAGGUAUACCGUUUGGAAGGAGAAGAAAGAUGCGGAAAAAGCCAGGGGUGGCGGUGGAUACGGGGGUGGCGGUGGAUACGGGGGUGGGGGUCAUGGAGGUGGCGGCGGAGGGGGCCGAUUCGGUCGCGACAGAUGGUAACCGACCACAAACUGUUGGGAAUAUUACUCUGAUUUUGGAGGAAGAAUGAUUCGUUUAGUUUUUAUGAAAAGUUUUGUUUUUAUAUUUGCAAUUAAAAACACAUUUUCCAGUUAUAUAUGAUUUUUUAUUAUUUUAUUUGUAAGUUAUUAUUAUACAAGUACGUGAAGGGGAGCCUAAACUCACUAAAGGUACAGUAUUAUUUGUUGCACUUUUGUUUUAAGUUUAUUUUGUUUUGUUUCAUAAUAUUAACCACGUAAUUUGUGUCUCGAUCUUCUUUUAGAGAUUGAUCAUCAUAUAUGUCUUGAUCAUCCUGAAAUGAGGUUAAUAAAUAUUAAAAAAAUCAUUUAAAUUAUUAGAAAAAAAUAUUAUCC